Messenger RNA from Anthostomella pinea, 288 nucleotides. NCBI's taxonomy places the organism in Eukaryota, Fungi, Ascomycota, Sordariomycetes, Xylariales, Xylariaceae. The record is from the annotation of a GenBank genome assembly.
AUGUCUUUCAAGUUCAUCUUCGUCCUCGCCUUCGCCGCCGUCUUCACGAUGAGCAUCACUGUGCAGGCAUACAACUGUUACCCCGGCGUCCCGGGCAAGUGCUGCACGGGCACUGGAAGCGGCGAGUACAACGAGUGGAGCUACGACCAAUGCAUAGCAGCAGACGGCGGACUCGCCAACAGCCCGUACACCUGGUCCUGCGACGCCUACCCGGACAGAGCAGAGAAGUGCUGUACGAAUGUUGUCAACACCGACAAGCUCGGCUGCACCGGCCCGCUUGUGCUGUAG